Molecule: messenger RNA, 1086 nt
Organism: Chrysochloris asiatica (Cape golden mole)
Lineage: Eukaryota; Metazoa; Chordata; Mammalia; Afrosoricida; Chrysochloridae
Gene: STRA8
Product: stimulated by retinoic acid 8
Exons: 8
Coding region: 1-1086 (361 amino acids)
Biological process (GO): meiotic cell cycle; cellular response to retinoic acid
Molecular function (GO): protein dimerization activity
Source: RefSeq, a predicted model, not a curated record
AUGAAGGCCUCACAAAAGCACAGUAACCCCAGUGGCAGAGUCACAGCGACGAGACCCCAGACCACAGCACAACCGCCAGAGCUCGAGCCCCGGGUGGCCCGCAGACGGCUGUCCCAGGCUCGUCAUCGGGCCACUCUGACGGAACUCUUCAACAAUCUCAAGAAAAUCGUUUAUUCUAAGUCUAAUUUCAUACCCUCAAAGUGGCAGGUUUUGAAUAAAGCAAAAAGCCAUAUUCAGAAUCUCGAACUAACGUUGGAUAUUGUGCUGAAGCUGAAAGACUACUUCAACCUGGAGGAUGGGAAUGCCAGGACCCUAGAGGAGGUCAAGAGAGAAUAUGCUAGACUAUACUCCAAAGAUUUCAGCAUGAACUCAAAGGCAACUCCUGAGAAGCACUCCUCCUGGUACCUGUUUGAGUCUGUCAAGAAGGAAGAAGAUGAAGAAGAGGAGGAAGACCAAGAGGAGGAAGAGGAGGAAGAAGGAGAAGAGGAGAAAAAUAGGGAGCUCGUACACUCCUCAGGCACCUUGUCACCAGACCUCCUGGAAUUCGAACGGUACCUCACCUUCUACAAGCAGAUGAUGGGCCUUCUGACGGACAAUGGGGUCAUCUCCUCACAGGAAGUGACACUCCCCAUUGUCUCUGCGGCCAUCUCCCACCUGUGGCAGAACCUCUCAGAGGCGAGGAAAACCAUUCUCCUGCAGUUCUGCGUGCAGAUGCGUAGUAGUUUUCCAGAGGCCUCUCAGGAGCCAGCUUUUGCUGAGGGCAGCGGGGUGGACAGCGGGGUGGACAGCCAGGGGGCCAGUUGCUCGCUGGCCUCCACCCCAGAGGAGGUCCUUUUUGAAGAUGCCUUUGAUGUAACAAGUUUGCUGGACAAAAGCGAGGUUCUGAAUACAUCUAGUGCCAGUUCACUGGCUGCUGGCUGCCACCCAGAGAGCGCAGAAAAGUUCCAAUUCUACAUACAGAUCAUUGAGGUUUUCAAAGACCUUUUCUGUGAGAACACUCAGUCACACCAGGAACCUACUGAGGCUGUGGAUGAUGAGCUGGCCAUGCUGAGAUGCAUGGAAACCUUUGAAGAUGAGGGUCCGUGA